AAAUCAAAUCCAGUGUGAUGUUGGGCCUCCCGUCCGCCAGGCGGCGCUGCUCGGAGAACCGCGUCCCGGCGCAGCGGCGUCAUUAUAAAUACAGCCCGGAAGCCACGGGCCAGUCGAGCAAACAGAAACAAGUGUACAUGUGUGAGUGAGUCGAACCGGCGUCGUGUCGGUCGGUAACGUACAGGAGGAUGAGGUGCCUGUCCAGGUCACAGAAACAGAGCUAGGUUCACAUGGGAUCUCACUGACACAGGAAAAGGUAAAGCACAACUUUUCAGCCUGUGUUAAAAAAUCACUACCGUCGACAUGUCCCAUCGAGGGCUCGUGACUGCCGUCAUAACGACGGUGCUCGGGGCGACCCUGGGCGGGCUGCUGAUAUGGCGAGUUUAUCGAACCAAAAGGAAGAGGCCGCCUUCCGUCCAGAAGGUGGCCGAUCCUGUGGAGGCUCUGCCUCCUGCGGAAAAGGAGCUCCCGCCACAAAACCACCGCGAGGAGGAGCUCGCGGCCGCAGAGUGUCGGACCACACAACCGCCCCCUCCCGUGCAGGCGCAGGUGCAGAUCCCUUCUUCGGAACAGCUGCUCCGGGUGAAACCGGUGACGGUGAACUCCGAAGAGGAAUGGGAGCGUCUGUGGCCGCUGAUGCAAGAGGAGCUGUCGGUUGUCCCUGUGCUGGGUCUCGACUGUGAAUGGGUAAAGACCAACGGCGUCUCGGUGAAGGGCCAGGCGUCCGCCGUCUCCCUGCUGCAGUUGGCCUCGUUUUCGGGUCUGUGCGUCCUGGUGAGGCUGCCGCCGUUUCGCAGUGGUGAGCAGACGUUCCCGCUCAGCUUCGUGGAGGUCCUGCGAGACCCCCACGUCCUGAAGGUGGGCGUCGGCUGCUACGAAGACGGCAAGCGCCUGACGCGCGACUACGGCCUGUCCCUGACGUGCACCGUCGACCUGCGAUACCUCGCCUUGAGACAGAGGCAAACUACAGUGAAUAACGGCCUCAGUCUGAAGUCCCUGGCGGCGGAUCUGUUGAAUGUGUCUCUGGAUAAAUCUCUGGAGCUGCGCUGCAGCGACUGGGAGGCAGAUCAGCUGACGCUGGAACAGAUGAAUUAUGCCGCCAGAGACGCCCAAGUGUCUGUCGCCCUCUUCCUCCAUCUCCUCGGCCUCCGCUCCGAAGCCGGACCCGCCCACUCCAGCGGGAGUUGCUACUCCGAGUUGGCCGCCCGCUGCCAGGGCCUGGUGGACGUGCCCUUCAGGGGCCGGGGAGACGGAGACGACCGGGCGGCCGCCGACGGCGGAGGCGGCGAGAGGAGGCGGAGGACGAUGCGGAAACCGCCUGCUUACGAGAGCCCAGAGUCUGGAGAUCAGCAAGUCCCAGACCCUCGAAAGAACAACAAGAGGAAACCGCUGGGCGUGGGAUAUUCGGCCAGGAAGUCUCCUCUCUAUGACAACUGCUUCCUGUACGCUCCCGACGGUCAGCCUCUGUGCACCUGCGACAAGAAGAAAGCCAAAUGGUACCUGGAUAAAGGAAUAGGAGUGCUUCAGAGCGAGGAGCCGUUUGUGGUGAAGCUGCUGUUCGAGCCGUCGGGACGUCCCGACUCGCAGCAGGACUACUACCUCACGGCCAAGGAGAACCUGUGUGUGGUCUGCGGCAAAGAGGAUUCCUACAUCAGGAAGAACAUCGUGCCGCACGAGUACAGGCGGCACUUCCCCACCGAGAUGAAGGACCACAACUCCCACGACAUCCUGCUGCUCUGCACCAGCUGCCACGCCGCCUCCAACGUGCACGACGGCUUCCUGAAGCAGCAGCUGGCCGACGAGUUCGCCGCCCCGCAGGGCUGCGAGGAGGGCGUCCGCCUGCUCGAGGACUCGGACCGGCGGCGGGUGCGCUCGGCCGCCCGCGCCCUGCUCACCGCCGGCGACGGGCUGCCGGAGCGGCGGCGCGAGGAGCUGCAGGCUCUGAUCCGCGGCUUCCUCAACGCGAAAGAGGGGCAGGAGCUGACGAGCGAGGCGCUGCAGCACGCGGCUGGUUUGGAGACGAGGAUAUUCAACGAGGCGUACGUUCCUCACGGCCUGAAGCUGGUGCAGGCUCACGCCGAGCGCGGCCUGCGGGGCCUGAUGGACCUGGAGCGCCGCUGGCGGCAGCACUUCCUCACCGCCAUGCGCCCGCGCCACCUGCCCCCGCUAUGGUCCGUCGACCACAACCACGGAAAGUUCCUGCGCAAGUACGGAGAGGACCUGCCCGUCAAGCUCAACUGACGGCUCCGCCUCCUCGGGACGGGUCCCCACGCCCCCUCCACGUCAUCUGCUGGUCACGGUGCCGGAUGGAUUUCAAGCUUCCACAGCCACUUUAUCAAUUUUAAAGCCAAAUAGCUUUUUUUUUUAAGUGAGUGGGUGGAGGCUCUGAUCCACUGUUCGACGGGACCAGGAUGUUAACAGAGUGUUCCCACUCACACACUCGCGACGAGUGUGUGAGUGAACACACUCGAUCUGUGAUGGGACGGUGGAGGACCAGUGACGCUGCUGCUCCUUGUGGACACUGACAGAACUGAAGCUGAGACUGAAAAACACUAAACUUUGCAUAUGAACACUUUUUUAUAUAAUGGAGGAAAAAAAAAGAAUUAUGAUUAUUUAUGAAAAGAAUUAAGAUAUUGAAAUUUCUGAACUGAUUUUUUUUUUUUUUAGAGAAAGCUGCAGCCUGCUCUUACUGUCCCCUUAAAUGUGAUUACCCCCCUCCCCUCCCUCCUCCCCCCUGCAGGUGAGCAGCUCCAUCAGUCUGAAGUGAUUCGCUUUGUAGAGAGGUCGUUUUUUAAAAUAUGACCUGAAAUUUUUUGGCGCUCCGCUGUCGUUCCAGUCUGUUGUCUGUUUUAAGUCGAUAGAUGAAGAAUGAGUUUCCCAGAUGGAACCUGAAAUCAAAUGUAAUCUUUGAUUCAUUUUUUAAAAGAUGAGUUUGGUGUCGAGGUUCCUGUGGGCCUGAACGCACCAUCCGAGGUUGGUUUUCUUUCUUUUCUUGCAGGAGCUCAUUUAGUUGGAUCAUUUAACUCUCGUGAUUUUUCGAGUCCUGCCUCCGAUUCUCCGUGGCUCGUGUUUUAACGAGCCUCUUAAUCCCGCCCCCAAAAACCCGACCGGAGACUCGUCACGGGACACGAGCUUGUUUCAAUUUACAGUUGUUUCAUCACCACGACGUCAUUUUUACAGAAUCCAAAACUUAACAGUGAAGAAAGAAAGAAAAGAAAAAAAGUGCCAACGCUGAUGAUGCGAUCAUGAUACGACCUUAAAAACCACCACGCCCUCUUUGCAAAUGCAGAUUUUCAUCUUCUGAAUGAAAUGUCCAUUAUGAAAACAGCUGCUUUUGUCUUUAUUCCGGUUUAUCCUGGAUUGAAGUUCCGAAGCCGUUUGUUGUUUUUCCUAAAUUCUGAAUGUUACGAAAUAAAAUAAAGAAUCAUGUUUGUAUUAA
Molecule: messenger RNA, 3439 nt
Organism: Scophthalmus maximus (turbot)
Lineage: Eukaryota; Metazoa; Chordata; Actinopteri; Pleuronectiformes; Scophthalmidae
Gene: exd2
Product: exonuclease 3'-5' domain containing 2
Exons: 9
Coding region: 304-2241 (645 amino acids)
Biological process (GO): nucleobase-containing compound metabolic process
Cellular component (GO): nucleus; cytoplasm
Molecular function (GO): nucleic acid binding; 3'-5' exonuclease activity
Source: RefSeq, a predicted model, not a curated record